GCAUCUGACUGCAGUGUCUGCCUGCAGUGUCCAACAGCAGUGACGGCUGCAGUAGCUGACUGCGGUAUCCAGGUGCAGUGCCCGGCUGCAGUGACGUCUGCAGUAUCCAACUGCAGUGUCCAGCUGCAGUGCCCGGCUGCAGUGUCUGGCUGCAGUAGCUGACUGCAUUGUCCAGCUGCAGUGCCCGGCUGCACUGCCCGACUGCAUCGUCGCGCCCCGGCCCUGCCCGGCCGCCAUGGGCAACACGGACGACGCCAAGGCGGACGAGGCGCAGCUGGUGCGCUCGGAGAGUGCCGCCCAGGGCAGCAGCAGCAAGGACGGCCUCGACUGCGUGGCGCUCAACAUCAUCUACAAGAAGCAGAAGCUGCAGGUGCAGGCGGCGCUUGAUGACACGGUCGAGGCGCUGAAGAAGCAGCUGCAUCCGCUCAUCGAUGUGCCACCCAGCAUGCAGAAGGUGAUGAUCAAGGGCCUGGCCCGGGACGACAAGACUCUGCGCGAGCUGGGCGUGGCCAGCGGUGCCAAGGUCAUGGUGGUCGGCUCCACGCUCAACGACGUGCUCUCGGUGGCCAAGCCAGAGGCCAAGAGUUCUAAAGAGGAGGCGAAGGCCGAGGAGCCGGACAAAGAGAAGCUGUGCGAAAUGAAGCAGCACAAGAAGAUCCUGGACAAGGGCAAGCCGGACGACGUCAUGCCCGGCAACAGGAACAUCAACGAGCCGCUGCCGCCGACGCCGCUGUCCGGCAUGCUGAACCGCACCGGCGGCAAGGUGCGGCUCACCUUCAAGCUGGAGUCGGACCAGCUGUGGAUCGGCACCAAGGAGCGCACCGAGAAGGUCUCCAUGUCCAGCGUCAAGGCCAUCGUGUCGGAACCCAUCGCCGGCUACGAGGACUACCACAUCAUGGGUGUGCAGCUGGGUCCGACCGAGGCGUCGCGUACUGGGUGUACUGGGUGCCCGCCCAGUACGUCAGCGCCAUCAAGGACAUAGUGCUGGGCAAGUGGCAGUACUUCUGACCGCGCGGCGGCCCGCCUGCAGGCUGUCGUUCGUCCGUCUGGCAAGAGAUGGCGCCAGCGGUGCGGUGCCCCGCAGCCUCUGAAGUGUAUUUUUGUACGUUUGUAAUGUUCUGACGCCGCCGUGUGCACUGUACAGGGGCGGGGGCGAGCGGGCUCUGGUUUUGUUGCCGAGUGCGGUUAUUGUGGUGAGCCCGUGCCGGGGUCGGCCGGCCGGCCGGCCGGCGGGCCGGCAGGCGGUCUGCCCCCACCGCCAGGUGUGUUUGAGUGUGGAGGUCACGGUGCAGCCGACAGACUGCCGAGCGGGGUGACGGUGGGUGGCGGGAGAGGAUCGCCGGUCCCACUGACGACAGUCAGACACCCUCGACGGCAGCUCGCGCUCGGCGAGCGGCGUGCAGCAUCGCCGCUCGAGAGAUGAGAGGCGGCGUCGAGCGGCGCCACGCCGCGGGAGGCGCCGCCCUAACGUGAGGGCGCGGCGCUGACUACGUCGUAUCGGCACUGUGGCGAGAGCACUUUCAACAGGACGACGUUUGCGUGCUUUGAACCGAGGCGGCACCGUGCGCGCACCGGGCUGUUGGCGUGCUGGGAGAUGAAGCUCCUGUGGACGGCGCGACGUCUCCG
This is a messenger RNA of Pollicipes pollicipes, 1626 nucleotides long. RefSeq names its product ubiquitin domain-containing protein UBFD1. Gene Ontology annotation, molecular function: cadherin binding; RNA binding. The coding region runs from base 236 to 982 and encodes 248 amino acids. The record is from RefSeq and is a predicted model, not a curated record. NCBI's taxonomy places the organism in Eukaryota, Metazoa, Arthropoda, Thecostraca, Pollicipedomorpha, Pollicipedidae. The transcript has 5 exons.